Lecanosticta acicola is the source of this 947-nucleotide messenger RNA. Lineage: Eukaryota; Fungi; Ascomycota; Dothideomycetes; Mycosphaerellales; Mycosphaerellaceae. The record is from the annotation of a GenBank genome assembly.
AUGUCGUCGGAAAUCACGCACCCGACCAUCGAGAAUGGCUGGUUCCGCGAGGUCAGCGACAUGUGGCCCGGGCAGGCCAUGACGCUCAAGGUGAACCAGGUGGUGCACCACGAGAAGUCGCAGUACCAGGACGUGCUGAUCUUCGAGUCGUCGGACUACGGCAUGGUGCUGGUGCUGGACAACGUGAUCCAGUGCACGGAGCGCGACGAGUUCGCGUACCAGGAGAUGAUCACGCACCUGGGCAUGUUCGCGCACCCGAACCCCAAGAAAGUGCUCGUCAUCGGGGGCGGCGACGGCGGCGUGCUGCGCGAGGUGGUCAAGCACGAGAGCGUGGAAGAGGCGAUCCUCUGCGACAUUGACGAGGCGGUCAUCCGGCUGAGCAAGAAGUACCUGCCCGGCAUGAGCGUGGGCUUCCAGCACCCCAACGUCAAGGUGCACGUCGGCGACGGCUUCAAGUUCCUGGCCGACUACAAGGAUACGUUUGACGUGAUCAUCACCGACUCUUCGGAUCCCGAGGGCCCGGCCGAGGCGCUGUUCCAGAAGCCAUACUUCCAGCUGCUCCACGACGCCCUGCGCGAGGGAGGCGUCAUCACCACGCAAGGUUGUAAGCCCCAACGGCGAGAAUGCGCACGUGUUGAGGAUUUGCUAACUGGUUUUGCUCCUAUCUAGCCGAGAACCCAUGGCUGCACCUGAGCAUGAUCGAGAAGCUCAAGAAGGACUGCAAGACCGUCUUCCCCGUGGCCGAGUACGGCUGGACCACCAUCCCGACCUACCCGAGCGGCCAGAUCGGUUUCAUGGUCUGCACCAAGGACGGCAGCCGUGACGUGACGAAGCCGGUGCGGACGCUGAGCGAUGCCGAGGAGGACAAGCUGUUCAAGUACUACAGCAAGAAGGUCCACGAGGCGGCCUUUGUCCUGCCCAAGUUCGCGGAGAAGGCAUUGCGGUAA